This is a messenger RNA of Brenthis ino (lesser marbled fritillary), 912 nucleotides long. The record is from the annotation of a GenBank genome assembly. NCBI's taxonomy places the organism in Eukaryota, Metazoa, Arthropoda, Insecta, Lepidoptera, Nymphalidae.
AUGUCUACCAUCGCAAGAUCUCCUCCUGGACAUAGUCUUAAGCACACAGCUUCGGAUUCCGAUAUUUCAACAAUUACUCCCUGUACCCCAAUGUCAUCGAAUAUUACGCUAAGAAGCAAAAGACCACGAGAGUCAAGCGAGGAAAAGUUUUCAACUUUUAAAGACGAAAUAAAAAACAUGAUAGAAAGUUGGAAAGAAACACAGAAUUCAAUGUUAAGCAAGCUUGUAUCGGAGGUAUCUGUUAUAAAACAACAAAAUAAUGAUAUCAAGAAAUCCAACGAAGAGAUAGAAAAAUCAUUAGAGUUUCUAAAUUUUCAUUUUGAAGAAAUGAAAAAGAAGAUAGAAAAUCUAGAGGCUGAGCGCAAACAGCACUUACUUCAAAUUUCGUCUUUAGAGUUAAAACUCGAUGAUAUAGAACGAAAUUCAAAACUAUCGACUAUUGAAAUGAGGAAUAUCCCAUUUAUUGCUCAACCAGAAUCAAAGGCUACUCUAAGUAAAAUUGUCCAAGAUACAUGCAAAGCCCUGGAUGUAAAUAUUCAACCUAAUAAUAUCCGGGAUGUGUAUCGACUAAACGGAAAAUCGGGCAAAAACACAGUCAUUGCAGAUCUAACGACUGUCAUUGCUAAACACGAUGUGAUUAAUGCUGCCAAAAAGUACAAUAAAGAUCAUCCUACACAACGACUGUCCACGGCCACAAUUGGAUUUCAAGGACCAAUUGCUCCAAUAUAUGUAUCGGAAGCGCUUACUAGUAAGGGACGCAGACUAUUUUUCUUAGCAAGAGACUUUGCCAAAUCUCACCACUAUAAGUUCUGCUGGACAACUCAUGGUAAAAUAUUCUUGAGGAAAGCACCUGACUCUCCCCACAUAGAAGUUAAGAAUGAAGAAUUAUUAGCUACCUUAAGAAAUCAGAAA